GGUGUCAACCACUGACCUAGUUCCCUCGCCUAGUAAAAAUAGCGGUCGACAAUAGCUCAAACACUAUUUAUAGUGCGUAUCUAAAAAAAUCUUAAAUCACACACUGUUAUCUCGGUUGUUUUUUUUUAAACAUCACUCGAAUACCGUCCGUGUGUCAGUCACGUCGUGGUCCGUAACGCGCAACUCACAAAACCUACCUAUACAACAUAAGUGCCACCGUAAUCGAUAAAACCUCGCGUUACAGACAAUCAGUUGUUUUUUCGUGAAUACCAGUGCCCUUUUAGUUGCCGCUAGAGAUUUUAGUUUAGUAAACAAGGGAACAUGUUAUAUUAGUGUUUUAAAGUGUUAGAUACAAUGGAAAGUGUUAAAAGGUACAUAAGGAGUGAGUCUGCGAGUUGCGCUCAUAUGGUUGAAGAAAGCACUGCGAAUAACAGGAAGACGGCUGACCCUCACGAGAAGCUGAAGGCGCUGCUGAACUCUCCCGAAGAUGACACGGACGACACCCUGCCUCCGUCAGACGCCCCCAAGUUCGGGACCGUCAUACACAAUAGAAUCUUCGUGGGAGGGUUCUCUCUGACCACGACUGACGAGGACCUGUGGAAGUUCUUCUCAGGUUUCGCGACCGUCACAGCCGCCAGGGUGAUCUACGACCGUGCUGGUGUCUCCAAGUGUUAUGGUUUCGUCACAUUCGCCAGUCCCAGAGUCGCGAGGCUGAUCGUCAAACAGAGUGGUGGAGUGAUGUUCUCGCCGCUGGGACGACUCCGAGUGGCACAGGCUGUCAGAAAACAGAUGAGCCAGCUCCCGGUGCUGGGCACAGAAGCAGCUCCUCUGCAGGCCCCGCUGUGCUACCAGCUCCUGUGUGCCCCUCCCCUGGCACCACUGCAGCCCUGCGCCCCCUGCGAACUGCCCCCACCGCCAUAUGCCGUCUAUCCCCUGCCAUUUGACACCACGCCAGCGAUCUACGGGCCCCCAGCUCAGUACGCCCUGGUACCAGCUCCGUACAGCACCCCGUGCUGCGAGCCCUCGUGCUGUGCUCCCCUGGACAAGCAGCCCAGGGUACCACCGCCGCCGCUGCACCCCGCAUUCAUCUACUAAACUCACUCACUCACGAAAUAUCUCGAAGACAUUCAAAUUCAAGGUAACCAUUUCAUACUAGAUGUCGGAUAAGUGACAAAAAUGUAUUGUGAAGCUAGCAAUAAUCGAACAGAAGAUAGUUAAAACUAGUAAAACCGAUAGAGUUAAUACGUGUACCAAUGAUGUAACUAGUCAGGUGUAAGUCAGAACAAUAAUGGCAAUAAUUGCGGACAACGAAUGUAAUACAGUUACUUAAGUACUGAGUUUUGUUUGUAGAACUGUACGUGUACAUAGAUGUUAUAGGAUGAAGCGCAGAUAACGACGGAGUACUGAGUGAUCGAAAGAUAAAGCGAGAUAUGAACUCGAAGCAAGAUAACGUGACAAUGAUGCAGCUCCUUACAAAUACAUUUCACCACGUCUGUUUAUUCUAUCUCAUUCCUCUCGUAAAUAAUUCAUGAUUCAAUGUCUUCGAUAUAUUUCUAACACGAUACCAUUCGCGAAGAAGAUUACUUUACUAAUUAUAUUCAGCUUCUUCGUAUGUAUUCCAUCUUGAUUGCUCAAGUCUUCCAAUCCAGUUCAUAGUCAUCUGUCUUCAAUACAUUACUUCCCUAUAAUGAAACUAUUUGUGAGAGAUUGUCUGUGACUACUCAAUGGACAUCAAAGCUGAGAGAAGGCGAUGUAUGUGUUCAAGUUAGCUCUCGGGUUUGUUUAGAUUUGUCUGAAUGUCUGUCUUGUCGCUUUUAUUUAUAGAUUUAAGAUAUUUAGCUUGAAACUGGUAUAUGUAAGAGACCGUGGAUUCGUGUGCUAUCGUUAUUAUUAUAGUGAAUUAUAUCGAUGUAUCAAAUUGAUGUUUAAAUAAAAGUCGUGUGAUGUUCCGUGGAAUUACUUUGACCACAAAUAUUUGCAGUCAUCUGCACGUAUAUAACCAAUUAUCAUAAUGUAUACUUCUAUAUCUAUUUACACAUGAAUAUGAAUUUGUAAUGCGAAAAAUUCCAACACAUUUUCAUUAAUGUUAUUGCUCUAUAGUAAUAUUGAAACACACCCGAGGGAAAUCAAUUUGAUACAUCUUUAGUUGUUCUCAUGAUAAGUGUGAAAAUACCAAAUAAUAUAACUCUAGUGCGGAUAUUUCUACAAAAUAUUUAAAUAAAUCAUAUUUACAGAAUAUAUGUUAGAGCAGUCCACAGUCUCGUUCUAAGUCAUUGUAAUAAUGUUCACGUAAUGUAUGCUAAUGAAAUUAUUCAAAUAUGUACGCCAUACGGUACCUAGUCUCCAUAUAUCCGCACUCGAGUCAAAUAUUUACAAACACAGUUCAAAAAUGUGCGUUACAAGCACAAUGAAUUAAGCACAAAAUCGAAUAGCAGCUAGUUUUAGAUGACGUUACCUCUGAUAAAAGACAGAUUUGUUAUUGCUUGUUAUCCUUGAAAAGGAUUUUUGUUUAUCCUUAGUGUAAGAUUGUUUUGUGAAACCCCACUGUUGGUUGGCGGACGUCUUGAGGUUGGGGAUCGAAGACACGAUUUUGAUAGAAGACAAUUUGUAGAAUAAUCAAUACUUGUAUUUGAGUAAGAAGAUAUUGGUGUAAGAGAGAUAUUAUCGCUUGUAUGAGAUGUAGAUGUGGUGGUAGUUAGACAAUUUAGAGAUCUUUGGCGGUUGGCUGCUUGCCUACUUAACGAGGGACCUAGUUUGAAGAUAAUAAUAGUACUUUUAGAGCCAGAUUUUAGUACCAACCUCAAGACGUCUGACGACAUAUAACUAGAACAGAGAGAAACAAAAAUAUUUUUUAAUAUUAUUUAGUUUUUACAUGUUGCUGUUGAAAUACACUGGGGUCCAAUAUGUGAUAAGGGAAUGUGAAAUUCAAAGUUGAAUGAACAUUUUGGAAAUCACAUUUCUAUACCCGUUAUUGUUGCGUUGGAAAUAAGAAUCGAAUCAGUUUUUAUGAUGCACACAUUAACUUGCUGUAAUGUGACGUGUUUCAGUAAGAUUAAUGAUUUAAAGAUGUAUCAAGAGGAAAAUAUUGUCAAAGUAUUUAUCAAGGACAAAAGAAAGUAUAGAUUUUACUGAAACACGUUAAUGACGCAAUCACGAAUAGUAUUUGUUUUCUAAUUGUUAACAAUGAUUGAACAGCCUCUGUUCGCUUCAAAGUGAUCAACAAUAGACUUAACAAACGGAUCCAUAAAGCAAUAAUGUCGUCAAGAUGUGAUAUGGGAUAAUUUGUUGAAUAGCCGAUAGUUUUAUUUAGAGACAUUAGAAAGUAGAUUGUUUUAAAAUUCUUCAUUUCAUGGCCCGUUGCAUCGUAUUUAACAUUAAUAUUGAAGAAUUUAAAUAGUUAUUGUAUAAGGUCUCUAGUACAUGUGAUAAUUUCCGUGUCCGCGUUCUUCGUCCUGUGGCGUAAGUGUGGCUUAUGUCUAAGCUAGAAUUUCCUCUGAUGCAAUUGGGUUCUCACUUGGUAGCAGACUAUUAAUAGGACCAAACAAUGAUUCCCUUACAUCACAACUAACGCAGAGAUCUUCCCAUCUAUUCUGUCUAGAUUAGUAUACCUAUCACAAAUCUCUAUACGUAAAAUUGUUGUAUUAAUAUUAAUCAUUUUGAUAUUAUAUUCUAUCACUUUUUAUGGCUGCUAGUUGUGUGAUGCUACGGUGAAUGAAUUUGCGUUUAUAUCAAGGUCUUCCUGUUGUUUUUUAUAUCACUGGUUAAGGCAACUUCACUGUUAUUGUUAUUUAUUAAUUUUGUGUUUACUGUCCCAUCUGUAGCUAAUGGUUUUCUGACAUUAAAUUCUAGAACUACUCUAUCAAUAUCUCAAGGGUUGGAGACAUAACUACAUGAUUCAUCCUCUAGUCAAAUCGACAGAUUGUCAACAAGUUGUUAGAAGAUGAAGAGCUUUAUCGAUUCCUUAGUCUAAAUAUAUAUUGUUACUCUAUCAGCAAGUUCAUUCACCCAAGCACGUUCGAUGUGGUCUUCUGCCUUUAGAUAUAAGGCUUUUGUCUCAAUUACUAUUGUACAUCAUAAUUAUACGAUUAGUGUUAUUGAAAAUGCUGUCAAUUUAUCGUCUUGGAUUUUUACAAUGUAUGUAUUUAUUGUUAGUUGUAAGUAUAGUACUUAUGCGAUGCUUCGCUCGAGUAUCAUUUAUGUCUAUAUCUUCGUGUGCGUAUAACUUAAGUUCCUUGGAUUUGUGUUACCUCAGACUAAAGUUUAUAUCUAAUAUAUUAUUGUUAUAUUAUAUUCUAUCUAUGUUGGUUCAUGCGAUGGAAGUUUUAUAAUGAGUUUGGGGAAAAUGAGCCAUGUCUGAUAUUGAAAUGUCGUUAUCGUCCCAAAAUUUAUUUUCUAAUAUUUGAAAGUACGGUUUAAUUUACUUAUUUUAUGACCUCAAAUCAUCAUCAGGUUUAGAAGCAAGGUUACCAUACAUAGAAAAAACUAAAAUGGAAUUAUAAUGCAUGUUUUAGAGGUGGUUUUGCCUGGUAUUGCUUCAUUAAACUGUCAAACACCAAGCGGUCACCGGUGACCGCAACCUAUUGUUCUAUAAUUGUGUCUACAAAACCGGUACUCGACGAGUUAAUAUACUGUGUGUUAGCAAUGGCCAUUGGCUCCAUCAUCAAAUCAUCGCGUGAACCACAUUAGCACUCAUCGUAUACAUUUCGAUGUUGCACUAUCGAUGUUUCGAGUACAAGGAAUCUAUAUCCAAGCUAAACUUAAGGUCUUAUUACUAUCACUUUCAUUGCUUCUAUAGUUUCUCACGUAAAUUCAUAUUGUGUAUUCAAAAAUGCAUUUACUAAAAUUGAAACAUCCAAAAACACAUAAAAAAUAACCUGAACUACGAUUUUGCUAUCCAAAUUAUGAAUGGCAGUACUAUGACGUGGUCAUACAACAAGUCUUUGAUGAUAUAAGUGAGUCUACUUCUUCUACAUAAUUGUAUGUGUUUACGUGAGAAACAUUCUACGGACAUAUAAGUGGCCUAGAUACAUACUGCCUAACAUAUCGGAUAACGAAUCACUACGCUAUAGUUAGUUAUUUUUUUUAUAACUGUAUAUAAUCUCUCGCUAGGUGGUCAUAGUUGUGUGGACGAAUGUAAUGUUAGACAAUAUUAAUGUAAUUAUAGGUUAGGAAGAUUAACGUGUAUUUAUUGAAUUCGUCACUUAUCUUAGGAUUGGCUUAGUAUUGUGAAUUGUUUUUGAUAGGACUGACUCUUGUAUGGAUAGCGAUGUUGGUAAGGAGUUUACAGAUAUAACGGCUAGAAUAAGAGAUGAGGAUAUAUUAAGGAAUGAUUACCAUCAAAUAUUUUUUCUACUGGAAGAUAAGUAGUCUGGUCAUAGGUGAAGGUUUAAUUAAUUUUAUAAGGAAGCAGAAAAAGCGAAAUAGAAGUCAGGUUAGGAAUAAAACUGAAUGAGAAUGAAAACUCUCAGCAAUUUAAAAAAUACAUAAUUUUCGAAAUUAACUCGAUCAUCUAACCGUUUGUCUUCUGCAGUUAUAACGUUACUGCCCUAAAGAAAUAUCUCCUUAUGUCUCCAAUUCUAGUUUUAUAAUCUAAAUUGAACCUUUUUGGAAAAAUACUAGAGUCAGUUCUAUAAAAACAUUAUCUGUCGCCAUGUGAACUGUAGUUAUAAUUAAUUUUAGUGUGAAAGCUAUCAAUAGCAGUAGUGACACUAACUGUUUCACUGUCGGUCACUUUAUCACCAUUCUGAUUGGUAACUGGUUCGAUAUUAACUUUUAUUAUUUUCUAAUUAUCAUCUGAAGCUUCUUUUACUGUAUUACUAUCUUUAUCAGAAACUUCUUCCCUUUUUAUAUUAACAUCCAAUUCCAAUGUGUCUUCUAUAGAUGAAGUAUUUAUUAGGAAUGCUAGUUCUACAGCAUCUAACUAGAAUAUAUUUGAUUCAACGUCUAUUUAAUCUGAUCCUACUGAUGUUCCUUCAACAUUUUCUGUUGUAUAUUCUCCUAUAACAACAUGUUGUGUUAUUUUUUCUCCUAUAACAAGAUCAACCCUUGGCCCUUCCAAACCGUGUCCACUUCAUUGACUCAUGACAUACAGGGACAAAGACAAUACACUUUGUUUUUCGUUGUAGUUAUUUUUUUUUGUAGAAGAUUUUUCAUCACGAUGAUGUGUAUCGUUACGUCCACUUAUCAUUUGCUUUAGCGAGCAGACAGGAUUAGUAUUUAUGCUAAAAUAAGUCUUAAGUUUUGCUCGAUUGCGUGCAUUUUGCUUGAAAAUGGUUUCGCCUUUCGUACCAUUUUUAAUUUGUGUUCUUGUGUUCAAUGAUUCACAUAUUUUCUAAUUAAACUUUGUCUCAUAAAAUGAUUUUCUCCAGUGUCGAUUGCGCGUGUGUUUGUUUGUGUG
Molecule: messenger RNA, 6397 nt
Organism: Spodoptera litura
Lineage: Eukaryota; Metazoa; Arthropoda; Insecta; Lepidoptera; Noctuidae
Gene: Boule
Product: boule protein
Biological process (GO): positive regulation of translational initiation; 3'-UTR-mediated mRNA stabilization
Cellular component (GO): cytoplasm
Molecular function (GO): translation activator activity; mRNA 3'-UTR binding
Source: RefSeq, a predicted model, not a curated record